Molecule: messenger RNA, 3374 nt
Organism: Cuscuta campestris
Lineage: Eukaryota; Viridiplantae; Streptophyta; Magnoliopsida; Solanales; Convolvulaceae
Source: the annotation of a GenBank genome assembly
CGGUAAUCAUUCUCAACAACUCUAUUCACCCCCCCCCCCUCUAGAGUUGCACACCUUGUCUAACAAUUGGUAUCGGAGCGGGUAUCUCUAACGCUCUUUGUGACGUUUGAGAAAACGAUCAAAAUUUUUUUUGAGAAUGUUGAACGCAGGGAUAGGAGAAGGGCAACCCACCGUAAGGCCGCCAUUUUUUGAUGGAACAAAUUACUCGUAUUGGAAGGAGCGAAUGAGGAUUUUUGUUCAAUCAAACGACCUCAAAAUUUGGCUUGCUAUCAAGAAUGGAGAUAGCUUGCCGAUGAAGAAGAUAGGCGAUACACUCAUCCCGAAGGACGAGGAUGAAUAUGAUGAAGCUGACUUUAAGAAGGCCCAAUUAAAUGCCACCGCCAUCAACUUCUUGUAUUGUGCUGUCAAUGCCAACGAUUAUCAAAAGAUAUCUCGUUGCCAAACUGCCAACCAAAUGUGGAACAAGCUCGUGAUCACAUACGAAGUUCUAUUGAGUCACUUACAAAAGGUGUCCCAUGUGAAAUGGGUGACGGACGGGGAGAGGAAUUUGGGGUACUUUCACUCUGUUGUGAAGAAUCGCCGGCGGAAGCUUUACAUUCACCGCAUACAGGAUGAUCAUGGGCAAUGGGUCAUGGAGAGAGCUGCGAUUGCGACGCAGGCGAUCACCUUUUUUCAGGCCAUGUUCACAGCAGAUCCUAGUGUCACAGCUUCGGCCUUAGAUAUGAUUCCACGACUGGUCACUGAUGAUGAUAAUGCCCGGCUAUGUGCUGUUCCGGAGAUGGAGGAGGUCAAGACUGCGGUCUUUGCUAUGGAUUCUAGGAGUGCAGCGGGACCUGAUGGCUUUACUGGGGCCUUUUAUAAGGCCGCUUGGACGAUCAUUUGCAUGGACUUAUUGGUGAUGAAGAUCAUCACGAAGAUUAUGGUGGUUCGCUUGGCUUCUGUGCUUCCUCGGUUGCUCUCCCCACAUCAGAGUGGGUUUGUGGCGGGGCGCUCUAUCACUGAUAAUAUUCUUUUGGCCCAGGAGUUGUGUCACGGGAUGCAGGUGGAUAAUGAAGAUGUCAUUCUGAAGCUGGAUAUGAUGAAGGCCUAUGAUCGGGUCUCUUGGUAUUUUUUGAUGUCAGUGCUGCGCAGAUUUGGAUUUUCGGAGAAUUGGAUCGAUCUGGUCUAUCGGGCCAUCUCGAAUAUAUGGUACUCCGUCAUUAUUAAUGGGAUUCGAGAGGGUUUUUUUCAUUCGAUGAGGGGCCUGCAGCAGGGGGACCCACUCUCUCCGUCCUUGUUCAUCCUUUCAGCGGAGGUCCUUUCUCGCUCUUUGGCUCGACUGUAUGCAGAUCCUAUAGUUGCUCAUUUUACACAGCCCCGUGAUGCACCACAUAUCCAUCAUCUGGCCUACGCCGACGACAUUGUCAUCUUCACUUCGGCGAGGGGGGACACUUUAGAGAGAGUUCGAGCAGUUUUACGUUCCUAUGAGCAGAUUUCAGGCCAGGCUGUCAGCCUCCGUAAGAGUGCCUUCUAUAUGCACCCUAAGGCGUUGGCACCCGUGUUGGAGCGUGUUCGAGAUACCCUCGGGUGUUCAUUGGAUGUGUUUUCAUUCACUUAUCUUGGCUGUCCUAUUUAUCAUGGUUGGAAGCGCAUUCAUUACUUUGAGCCUAUUCUGAAAAAGAUGCGGGACAAGUGUUGUGCGUGGAUGGGGCGCUAUCUUUCUCCGUGGGGGAAGGCUAUUAUGAUUAAGAGUGUUCUGCAGGCGAUCCCGACACACUUGCUCGCUGCACACUUUCCUCCCAAGACAGUGAUUCGAGAGAUGGAGUCUAUCAUGGCACGAUUUUUUUGGUCUGGCUUGGGAGGGACUCGACGCUACCAUUGGGGAUCUUGGAAGACUCUGGCACGACCAACGAGGGAAGGUGGGGUCGGCUUCCUUGAUUUUAUGACUUUGGCUAAGUCUUGUUCGGCCAAGCUCUGGUGGAACUUUAGGACACAGGACACUAUUUGGACGGCAUUCAUGAGGGCUAAGUACUGUAGUCGCGUCCAUCCUGUGUCCAAGCAGCGUGUUAAUGAUGAUUCGCACACAUGGAAGCGCAUGCUAGAUGUUCGAGCCGUGGUUGAGCCUGUGAUUCGAUGGCGUGUACUCUCUGGCACGUCUAACUUCUGGUGGGAUACAUGGUCUGGACUGGGUGCCUUGCAUCGCCAGGUCGAUGGCUGCAGUGGGUACUGGACUGAUGGAGUGGGUGAUAUGUAUCGCUCUGAUUUUAUGAUUGACCAUGAUGCUCUACCCCCUGAUUUAUUACGGCAGUUUCGCCUUGAGCCGCCAUCUCUUGUUUCUGAUCUUGUGGAUAUUCCGGUCUGGACCCCGUCUACGGAUGGGAAGUUUACUCUUGCUUCUGCGAAGGAGCUUCUUAGACCGAGGAGGAAUGAUGAGGUGGAGGACAUUGUGCUUAAGAAGUGUUGGCAGAAACACUUACCCUAUAAGAUGUCCUUUCUAGCAUGGCGCGUUUUGGAGAGGCGCCUUCCCACUGAUGAUGUCCUGGCGAGAUUUGGCUUUGCUUUGCCUUCUCGUUUGAGGUCCGCCUUGAGUAUAUGGUGGGCGCAGAGGCCGAGGAGCAGGAUGCUCUCGUUCCUGUUCCACCGCCUGCCGAUGAUCAUUCGUUCGGAGAUUUGGACGCACUAUGCUGCGUGCAAGUAUGGGGAUGCUCGCCCCAACUUUGCACGCAUUAUUUUCCGGGUGGCUACGGCGAUGUCGGAGUGCAUCUAUCGUCGCUGGCCUAGCGGGGGUCUCUUGCCUUCCCGAUGGUCGGUGAUCAUGGAGCACGUUCGACGAGGCUCUGGACGCAGGAGGGUGGUUCCGAUUCGGUGGGUCCCACCGCCGGGUGGCACCAUCAAGGUGAAUGUGGCGAGGGCCCCGCUACGUGGGGCAUUUGCAGCGAUCGUGCGUGACUCGACAGGUAAGUUUCUUUAUGCUCUUUCUUCUAUUGCAUUCAGGUGGGAACCAGUGGAGCGUGGAGGGAUGGAUGUGCUUCUUCGGUGUAUUCAGUGGUGUAUAUCCCAGUCCUUCUUGCGUAUCCAAGUGGAGUCCCAUCAUUCAGAGCUAGCUUGUUUCUUUAGAGAAGGUACCCCGUGGUACUUUCAUGAUGUUUAUGCUAGACUGCGUUUCCUCUGUUCUAUCGUGACGGUCCAGUGGUUUCAUUGUGACGUGCGGGCGAAUGCCCCGACGACUGAGUUGGCAUUGUGGGCCGUGGAUAGUAAAGAGGGGACGCGGGAGUUUACUAAUCUGCAAGAUCUUGACAUUCGGGUACGAUCUCUCCUUCCUAUGGACGAUCUGCCCUUCUUUCGCAUAGAUGAGGAUGGGGGUAACCCCUAGUUGUACUGAUUUGGGUGCCUUA